This is a messenger RNA of Funneliformis geosporum, 553 nucleotides long. The record is from the annotation of a GenBank genome assembly. NCBI's taxonomy places the organism in Eukaryota, Fungi, Glomeromycota, Glomeromycetes, Glomerales, Glomeraceae.
ACAUGAAUCUAAUCCGAAUGGAAUGUAUAAAGGCAUAUCCUAUUCGUGGUUAUCAUGCGGAAAAAAGCCAUAUCUCCGUAUUGUUAUACCCAAUAAAGAUCUAAGAUUCACUGCUCUCAAUAUCAUCUCAAGCUAUAAUUUAAAGGUUGAUCCCGAAUGUAAAAUAAAAACAGCUUCAGACGAUACAGGCACAUAUUAUCGUAAAGUUGCAAGAGAGUAUCAGAUACCACUUUCAUGGUGGGGAUUAAUAAGUGAUUAUAGAUAUAAUUUCAGUGCACCUUAUUAUGCGAAAUCUCAUCACUGUCCACAUGCAUUUUAUGUUCACAUUGAUAAGUUUCGCCUCAUAGACAAUUUCGAACCACUUUAUAAAAUCUAUCUAUCUUCUCUCUUUACCCACGAUCGAGCAUUGAUGCUAAUAUGGGAUAUAGAAACAUAUGAUUCACGUGGAUCAGGGAACUUCCCAGAAGCAAAAAAUGACAUGUCUCAAGUUUUUACGAUCUGCAUGACCCUACACUGGAAAGACGAUCCGAUUCCUCUAGAGAGAAUAUGUUUA